UGAGCAAGUAUUGAGAAACAUGUUCAGUGAGCGACGCAGCUGUGUGACCACUUGGUUGAGUAUUAUCGCACAGCCGCCAGCACCGGCAACCAUCUGGCGCAGCGGAGAGUUGCUGUAUACUAUUUUACCCGUGCAAACACCAGACACAACAAAACUGUUUUGGUGUUGUGUUCCAGGGCAUGCGGAAACAAUAAACACGAUGACGGACGAGCUCCUGUCACUUAAGUGGAAUAAUCACAAGUCCACUUUCGCUGAUAUCCUCACAAUACUCAGGGACCAGGAAGUAUUCAUCGAUGUGACACUAGCUUGUGGAGGGAAGCAGUACCCAGCUCACAAAUUUGUGCUAUCAACAUGUAGUGAUUAUUUUAAAGAAAUGUUCACAAAAAAUCCUUGCAAACAUCCAAUAGUAUUUAUGAAAGAUGUGUCUGCCAGAGACUUGGAGGCAUUACUAGAUUUUAUGUAUCGAGGAGAAGUUAACGUACCUCAUCACAAUUUAGCGUCAUUAAUCAAGACUGCUGAAGGGUUACAAGUCAAGGGCUUAGCUGUGCCAGAUGAUCCCAUUCAGCUCAGAAGAGCAGACAGAUCAUCAAGAGAAGUUCCCACCCCCAGACCACCACCCGAACCUUCAGUGAGCCCACCACCAAAUAGAAAGCGAAUGAGGGACUCCGAUUACAUGUCAGUUGGACCUCUUGGCCUUAUGUAUAAAAUGUCACCCCAAGAACCUAAUAGCCCUUAUGACUUGUCACAAAAAUCCUCAUCAUCAUCAGUGUCACAGUCAGAUAACGUCCAGAGCGAAUGCACUCAGUCUGUAUCUCCUGACCAAGCCCACAAUGUUGCUAAUAAAGAAAAUUCUCCAGACGACAAUAAGCAAGUAUCGAGUACUCCUCAGCCACCACGCACACCACAACCAACUUGUUCUCCCAUGCCUUUAUCCUCUUCUGAAGUCAACUGUCAAGAAAAGCCACGUGAAGAAUCUGACCCUAUGCCUGGGCCUUCUUGGAGGCCUGGAUCAGCUAAACCUGAAGAAGAAUUGGUUGUGAAAGAAGAUAUCUCCAUAGAAGAGGAGGAGGAAGACUGGGGGCUUGAGAGUGGAGCAGGGAGUGAAGUGGGAGACGUUGGUGAGCACUCACAGUCAGACUUACUCCCCCCACACUCCUGUACUAACUCUAGUCUUGCCUCCUCCAUAGACCCAGCGCUGAAGGACUUGUCAGCAAAGUCAUCCAAGUCAAUGAAACAAGAAGAGUCUGGUAUGAUGAGUCCUCAAGGGCAUAGUGGCUUACCUCAGCACCAUCCACCCGGACCCCUUUCUGGCUCCAUGCUGCUACCCCCUGGAUCCCUCUGGCCGCAGGAUACCAAGGUUAAUAUUGAAGAGAUUCUACCUUGUCCUAUUUGUGGUAAACAAUUUCCUAAGAAACGGAAGUCAAACUUGCAAGUGCACCUAAGGACACAUACUGGGGAAAGGCCUUUUAAGUGCCAACAGUGUGGUCGAGGCUUCAAGCAGAAAGCACACCUAGAAAAGCAUCAAGAAAAGUCCUGCCAUGUGUUGUCAGAGUAUGUGCCUUAUCCGUUUUUUCCGAAGAUCUGAGCAAUGGGGUUUCCCCAUGUGCUCAGUACCAUGAUAUAAGAGGCUCAUGCUCACCGUGCCCUAGCGACUCUACCUCAGUCAAGCUGCCUCAGCAGACCCCGGGCCCAUGCCAGAGGGGUGGCAAUUCCACAUCUUCAUCUCCGCCACAUCUGUCCCCAGACUUUUCAAAUGGGGUGGCAGUUCUACAUCCCGGUUGAGCAUAUGCAUUACUCCAUUCUUCUAAAUCAAUAAUGUGAUUGUUGUCUGUGACUGCAACUAAGUUGCCUUCUGUUAUCUAAGUAGGGGUUUUUGUCACUGACUGAGAAAAUAUACAGCUUUAAACUGCUCAUUUAUAGAGCAUCCUGUGAAUCUGUUCAAUGCGAGUUACAAUUAACUACUUGUAAGUAAUCAAUAUGCCUAUCUGAACUUUCUUGCUACAUUAUGUAAACACGGGUACAACCGUCCGAUAUUAGUUUUUUAUUCAUGUAUAUGUACAAUUAUUAUUGAACCCAGUGUUAUCUGAGUUAUCAUAGCUGCUUGCAGCAUUUAUAUUUGUAUCUUACGUGUAUAUACAUAAAUAUAUAUACCAUGUGUGUACAGAGAGCAUUAAAACAUAAAAUUUGGAUCUUUUAGAUUUAGUUUCAGAUCUAGUUAGUGCCCUGCAAUGGAUUUCAUCAAUUCCCUUCAUAAACUUACCCAUUCAUUUCAUCUUUCCAUUCUCAUAUUAACUGUGUUAUAUGUAUAUAUAAGAGUUUAUGUGUUGUAUAUUGAAAAUGUAAAAGCAUAGAAAUUCCACAAAAUUUAAUUAAGCCAAUAUUAUAGUAUAGGUAUGUAUAAAGUCAUCUUCAGUUUACUAUAAUUGUAAUAUAAUAGUUUUAUAAUAUAAAGUUUCAUGUAAUUGUUAACUGGGCAUUCAUUAAUUACUCACAGUCAGUGUUCUCUGUUUCUCUGAUUCCAAAGUAAAUGUGUAGGUAAUGAAAUGUAAAUUUAUCAGAUACCCAAGAUUUGGAAUUUGAUACACAUAGUAUAUUAUAUUCUGAAGCUGUUAGUCCUUUGUGCAUCAAUAAAAAUUAUAUCUUUGGUGUCUUCCUUAGCCAUAGGAGACACUACUGUUCAAGUAUAGUGAUAUGUGCUUUCAUAUUUACAGUUCAGUACAUUCCCAAAAUAGACUUCAGUAGAGUUACUGAAGAAAAAGUAAUUUUAAUUGUGUACAGCAUUAGUUUAUAGAUUUAAAAUAUUAUUUGAUAUGAAAUAUAUAUUGAUCAUGUAUGACAGUCCAAAAGUAUAUUUAAGAAAAUAAAAAAAUGUAAAAAAAUAUAUAUACAAUAUAUUGGUACAUAUUUGAUGCAGAAUGGGAGAGUUAAAAACCCCUGCGCAGGGCACUGGCAGCAGCACUUUAACAUAGCCUUUGGAUGAUAUUGUUAAUCAUAACCAGAAGAAUGUGUACCUUUUCAUUACUUAGUUGUCAGAGUGAUUAGUUCUCCUUGUCAAUGUGAUAUAUUUUUUUAACUGCCAUGUCUGUGAACGAGAGAAAAAAAUCAUUACCACUUUUUUAUGAAAAUUAUUUGUUUGUCUCAUUUCUUUGGCAAUGAUUAAGAAUUACCCUUUAUUCAUCUAUGGUUGAGGUCUUGUAAAUCUGUAAAUAGAUUAAUAGUCAUUAUUUUAGUAUUCUUUACCUAUAUGCACCCUUUAUCAAGAAAUCUGUCUUAUCCAUGAAAUAAAACACUAUUUUCUAA
Messenger RNA from Penaeus vannamei (Pacific white shrimp), 3300 nucleotides. NCBI's taxonomy places the organism in Eukaryota, Metazoa, Arthropoda, Malacostraca, Decapoda, Penaeidae. The record is from RefSeq and is a predicted model, not a curated record.